CCCUGCUUCACGUCAUGUGAUUGUAGAUACUUUUUUCGCACGGAAAAGUCACCUGUCGCCAAGAAAUUAGAAUUACGCCUGCAGUUUGACAGACAAUAAACCGUGCAAGAUGGCGCCCAAAAUACGCACAGUCGUAACACAAACAUUUCUAUGGCUGUUUCUCGCUUCGGCCAUAAUUCUCAUCCUCUACUUUGUGAUGACUGGCAAGGGCGAGCGCGUAAGCGUUGGCUGGUUCUUGACCACAUCGAGCCCGUACAUGUGGGCCUGUCUGGGCAUUGGGCUGUCCGUCUCACUGUCUGUCGUAGGCGCUGCCCUUGGAAUACACACGACAGGCACGAGCAUUGUGGGUGGUGGCGUGAAAGCGCCACGCAUUAAGACCAAAAAUUUGAUUUCUGUCAUUUUCUGCGAGGCUGUGGCUAUCUACGGUCUUAUCACCGCCAUUGUGUUAUCCGGUCAGCUGGAGCAAUUCAAAAUGGAGACGGCCCUGGCCAGCGAGAGCGUAAUGAAUAACAAUUGGUUCUCGGGCUAUUUGAUAUUCGGUGCUGGCCUUGCCGUCGGACUGGUCAACUUGUUCUGUGGUAUUGCCGUUGGCAUUGUGGGCUCUGGAGCAGCGCUUUCCGAUGCGGCUAAUGCUGCACUUUUUGUCAAAAUUCUGAUUGUCGAAAUCUUUGGCUCUGCCAUUGGUCUCUUCGGUUUGAUUGUUGGCAUCUACAUGACCUCAAAGUCUAAGAUGGGUGAUAAGGACUAAACAUAUGGUCGCUGCAGUUCGCCAACAUUUUUAUCACGCGCCUCCCCAACAACAA
Molecule: messenger RNA, 803 nt
Organism: Drosophila busckii
Lineage: Eukaryota; Metazoa; Arthropoda; Insecta; Diptera; Drosophilidae
Product: V-type proton ATPase 21 kDa proteolipid subunit
Exons: 3
Coding region: 110-748 (212 amino acids)
Biological process (GO): proton transmembrane transport
Cellular component (GO): proton-transporting V-type ATPase, V0 domain
Molecular function (GO): proton-transporting ATPase activity, rotational mechanism
Source: RefSeq, a predicted model, not a curated record